Pseudo-nitzschia multistriata is the source of this 2118-nucleotide messenger RNA. Lineage: Eukaryota; Bacillariophyta; Bacillariophyceae; Bacillariales; Bacillariaceae. The record is from the annotation of a GenBank genome assembly.
CACGAUGGAGGGAGGGGGUUAUACCAAAACGAUUGKCUUUUACCUACCGGAAGCUGCYAAUCCCUCGUUCACAAUAUCUUGCAACUCGUGGCGCUCUUUGUAGCCUUCUCCAUUAUGCUCCCCGACGCUUCUAUACUGUUUAUCCUGAAUCAUGGCAUCUCUCAAUAUCUGAGCCACGCUAUCAUCCGUAGCACCGAAGCCACCUGCAAUACGAGCAAGUUCGUCCGUGGUAAGUGUUUCUCGCAUUUUCUCAUCGAGAUCAAUUAACUCCUCGAGUUUAGUUUGCAUACAAUUCGGAUCCGUGUCAUCAAUCUUCGUCUUGUGGGCGAUUAGAGAGUUUUGAAACGGAUUCAGAUGGCGAGCGGCUACUUUUAGCAGCUCGUGCUGAAGCUUUUCAGUCAAUACACGAACCGACAAAUCCGGCGUUAUCAUCAAGAGCGGCAAUCCCUUCAUGUGGUUCUCUCCAAAUGCGUGCAAAAGACGGGCUCGCGCACGAAGCAAGGAAAAAAGAUGCCCGAAUGAUGCUGUCCUACAAAAGAUUGCGACUGGCAAUCCAACGCCUUUUUCGAACGACCGUUCUUCGUUCGACAUAGAUGCUCCAUCCGGACUUCUUCGCCCUCGUCCUCCUACUCUCAAAAACACUUCAUUGUAAGGAACGGUUUUGAGGCCACCCUUGAUGACACGGCCUCCAACUACGUACUCACUCUUGUUCACGUAGUCGUCAUUCAACAUUCUAAGUCUGGACAGUGGCACCAGUGCUUCUUCUCUUCCGUUGAUAAGGUUUCCUCGUUCAUCAAUGUUGAAUUCGGUCUUGGCCGAAUAUCCCGAAGGCCAACUCCACGUGUGGCUAGUUUUUACGGCCUCGUCUUCUAGUUCAUCAUUGUCGUAGCUGGGAAUCGCAAAAACGCACCCUAUCGUAUAGCUUGACGUUGAACCAAACGCGCGCAUCUUCUUUCCUCCACUYGGUAGCAAUGUAGUCGAUGUAAAAAAGCUGUUGUAAGGAAAGUCACCGGAAGUUGAUGCAUCGCAAUCAUCACUUCCACRGUGUGGUCCGAUGUCAUCUCGUUUGUUCCGGAAUUGUUCGCCAUGGCGCGGAGGCUUCGAUGUCUUGAACCGAUUCAAAAACACAGUCCAUUCGGUGUUUUUAAUAGUCUUGAUAGUAGCGCGUUGAUCCAUUAUAAUGCGAUGUACUUCCUUUUCGCUCUCUGUCCAGUACUGUUCUUGYUUGCUUUCUUCCGAAAAGAURAGUGGUUCAAACUCAUCAUUUCUUCCGAGUUGCAAUCGAGGCAAAGGAACUACCUGUGGCUGAAAUCCUUUGAUAUCUACGGAGUAAGCAUUAUUUCUGUGAAUCAUUUCGUCCAGUACCAGCGACUCUGAAGGUUGCGACGAUUCCUUUGGAUCAAGACUGUUGGAAGCACCAUCGUCAUCAGUGGCAUAUUCGCUAUCGGCUCUGGCUCGCCCGGAAUCUGUAUCCGAGAGGAGAGCCGAAAACCYGAUACCAUUGCUGGAUGCGGGCUCUGGAACCGAGUCCAACAGCACAGAGGUGGCUUGCUCUUUCACCGUACUGGCAACCCUAUGAACAUGAUCGCGAAAGACAAUGGAACGUGCACUCUCAUGGUAUACCAGGACGGGCGGUGGCAAAGGGGCAGCGGGAUUCCUUUUGUGCUUUUGCUUCAAUCCACCUGGAUAUGAAGACAACGAAGCCGAUCUGCUGCGAUGGGGUUGAGUGGAAGAACUCCAGGUACUGCUCGCUUGGCUGCUGUUUUCGUCCGAAUGCCAAUGAUCGCCAUGGUUGGAGGACAUAUCCGAGGAAACCGAGCAAGAUCCAUGGCAGGGCUGUUUGGAGGAUCCGUGUAUUUCGUUCUCCACAGAUUGUUGACUAAAACUCACUUUCACCAUCUUGUUGUCUUAUGUCGAAUCUCCCUUUGGAACGAGAGUAGUGACCAAGUAAUUUCUAGUAGAGCUCUUUGGCACUCGCAGUUGAAGUUCUCCUCGGGUUUCCUCGGGUUCCACGGCGCACACGAUUACGAGUACCAGUGCUUCCUCUGCGAGAUUGCUCAAUCGGUGGAUCACAAACGAGAGCUCGUGUUCCCCCGUGAAUCAAAUCAAUCAUCAACC